AAGAGGAGAGAGAGAACUGCGACGAACGGAGACGAAUUUUGAUUUCACAAAACAGGUUUGGAUCUAUGCUACGACGCCACAUUGCCAUCAAUCACCAUUAACAUCAAGAUCAAGCUUGAAAUAUGGCAUUGUUUUCGAGAAAAAUAGCUCGAAUUCCUUCUCCCGUCCUUCGUUUCUUUGGUGUGUUGUUCAUAUUCACUCUCGCGUUUCUUCUCCUCCUUGAGGUGGACAACUUGGCUAGUCAGACAAAAACUAUUAUUGGUCAUAACUUAGAACCGACUCCAUGGCAUGCAUUCCCUGCCAAGACUUUCGAAAAUGAAACAAAGAUCGGUCGAGCUUCCAUGAUUGUACGAUGUUCUUAUCUUUCUUGCCGAACCAAGUCAAAAGAUGGACAGACUAUGUUAACUGAUGAAUCAGAAAAAUGCCCUGUUUUUUACGGAUGGAUACAUCAUGACCUUGAACCUUGGUCUAAAACUCGGAUUUCACACACCCUUUUGAUGGAAGCCAAAAAAUUUGCCUCUUUGCAUAUAGUGAUCAUUGGUGGAAAACUCUAUGUGGAGUAUUACUAUGACUGUGUGCAGAGCCGGGCUUUGUUUACGGUUUGGGGAUUGUUACAGCUCCUUAGGAGGUAUCCAGGGAUGGUUCCAGAUGUGGAAUUGAUGUUUGAUUGCAUGGACAGACCUAUUAUUCACAGGGACAGUCACUCUGCUAUGCCUUUGCCGAUUUUUCGCUAUUGCACCACACCUGAUCAUUUUGACAUCCCAUUUCCUGACUGGUCUUUCUGGGGUUGGAUUCACAACAAACCAAAGGGCCUUUGGCCUCGCAGUAUCUGGGUAACUAGUAGAGCUCAGCCUCCCAGGAGAUCAAGGGUUCAAACCUCACCAAAGAUGAGGAGAGUACAAGUUCACCUGGGACCUUGGCAAGAAGAAUUUCAAAGCAUUAAGCAAGGUUCACAAGUGAUCAGUUGGGAAAAGAAGUUCCCAUAUGCAUAUUGGAAAGGAAACCCAGAUGUUAACUCUCGAGUUCGCGAAGAAUUGCUCUUCUGCAAUGACACAAAUAAGUGGGGAGCGCAAAUAUUGCGUCAGAAUUGGACACAGGAAAUAUUAGAUGGAUUCAAGAACUCCAAAUUAUCUAGCCAGUGCAAUCAUCGGUAUAAGAUAUAUGCUGAGGGCUAUGCUUGGUCUGUAAGCUUAAAGUAUAUACUUUCAUGUGGUUGUGUUCCUCUUAUAAUCAAACCAAAGUAUGAGGAUUUCUUCAGCCGAGGCCUCUUCCCCAUGCAAAACUACUGGCCUAUCUCCUCCGAAAACAUAUGUCGAUCCAUUAAAACUGCAGUCGAUUGGGGGAAUUCACAUCCAUCUGAGGCAAAGGCAAUAGGAAAAGCAGUGCAAGAUUUCAUGGAGCGGAUGAACAUUGAGCGGAUAUAUGAUUACAUGUUUCAUCUGAUCACCGAGUAUGCGAAGCUGCAGGAUUUCAAGCCAGUUCGGCCUUCAACUGCCCUAGAAGAGUGUAUCAGCUCUCUGCUUUGUUAUGCUGAUGAAAACCAACGUGGAUACCUCGAAAGGUCAGCCACCUCCCCUUCACCAUCUCCUCCUUGCAAACUCCCUCCUCCGAAUGCUGAAAUGAUCAAGAAAUGGUUAGAAGCCAAAAACGAAAUUUUGAAUAAAACCCAACUAAUAAUCUAGCUGCUAUUGCUAAUGCUUCUUUCUUGUGUAGAGUAGCUAGUUUUAGUUGUAUAGUCGGUAUGUGUAGUUAUUAUUGGUAUCUCGUGAUCACGAAAAGGGACAAACGAAUUGUAUUCUAGAUAUGAUUCGGUUAGUAACAUUGUUGUUAACGAUUGUAAUGGGUAAAUAAGUAAUU
This is a messenger RNA of Cynara cardunculus var. scolymus (artichoke), 1857 nucleotides long. RefSeq names its product O-glucosyltransferase rumi homolog. NCBI's taxonomy places the organism in Eukaryota, Viridiplantae, Streptophyta, Magnoliopsida, Asterales, Asteraceae. Bases 123 to 1682 code for a protein of 519 amino acids. The transcript has 7 exons. The record is from RefSeq and is a predicted model, not a curated record.